Adelges cooleyi (spruce gall adelgid) is the source of this 472-nucleotide messenger RNA. RefSeq names its product probable 60S ribosomal protein L37-A (gene RpL37a). Bases 139 to 414 code for a protein of 91 amino acids. Gene Ontology annotation, molecular function: RNA binding; structural constituent of ribosome. NCBI's taxonomy places the organism in Eukaryota, Metazoa, Arthropoda, Insecta, Hemiptera, Adelgidae. The transcript is spliced from 4 exons. The record is from RefSeq and is a predicted model, not a curated record. Gene Ontology annotation, biological process: translation. Gene Ontology annotation, cellular component: ribosome; cytosolic large ribosomal subunit.
GGUACUCGCUAUCUCACACGGACCGCAGCCCAGUUGCUGUAUCGUCAUUUUAUAGGUUAGCCCGUUCUGGCCACUAUACUCGUAGUGGUUGUUGUUUCUGUUUGUUUCGGGAUAACGUCCUAGGAAGCGAAAAAAAAAAUGACGAAAGGUACGUCGAGUUUUGGUAAACGCCACAAUAAGACGCACACUCUGUGUCGUCGGUGCGGCCGUUCGUCUUACCACAUCCAAAAGUCCAAGUGCGCACAGUGCGGAUACCCCAGCAAGAAAUUGCGUCAUUACAACUGGAGUGUCAAGGCUCAACGCAGGAAGACCACCGGAACCGGUCGUCUGAGGCACUUGAAGAUUGUUCGUCGUAAAUUCAGGAACGGUUUCCGCGAAGGCACCCAAGCUAAACCCAGAAAUAGGCAGAGUUAAUCAUGUUAACUGUUUUGUAAAACAACCAAUAAAAAAUAAAAAACAAACGUUUGUAAAA